Messenger RNA from Meloidogyne enterolobii, 564 nucleotides. The record is from the annotation of a GenBank genome assembly. NCBI's taxonomy places the organism in Eukaryota, Metazoa, Nematoda, Chromadorea, Rhabditida, Meloidogynidae.
AUGAAAAAUAAUGUUGAAGGAUUAGAAUUUGUUAAAAUUUACGGGCAUUUUAUUGUCUUUUCCUGUAUUACUGAAGAAGAGGCUGGACAAGAGAAUUUUUGCGGAUUUUUGGAGAAUUUGGAUAAAAUAAAUGAACAAAUUGAGAAAAUUAAUCAAAUUGAAAUUUAUCAUAUUGGAUUAAGAACAGAGGAUUGUCCUACAGAAUUAGGAAAAAUUAAAAAUGAGGAGGGAAAAUUUGAUUUCGAAGAAAAGGAAGUAUCAUUAAAGUAAGAAACUUAAAAGUUUUCGUUACUGUUGUUUAUGGGACUGAAAUUGUUUAUUGUGAUGUUUGUAGAGGAUUAUUAGACGCAUUUAAACUUAACAAAAUCCUUCUUUUAGCAUUCGCACCAAAAUUUUUAAAAUUUCAGUGUAAAUUUUUGCACUUCGUGGCUAGUUGGAAUUAAAGGUAAAGAUGAAUUGGGGGACAAUGAUUUGUUGAAAUUUGAAAUAGAAGAGGGUGUUAAAACAACAGGAGUUACUGAAGAUUUGAAAAUAUUUGUUAUAUUACAAAAGGAAAUUGAAAAU